GGUGGACACACUGUUACGAAAACAGAGUAAUUAUACUAAUAAGAUAAUAUAUAAUAAUAUAUAAUUCAGUCAGUUUGUGUUUAGUAUUAAGUCAGAUUAUCCAGCUGAGAAACAGAGGAUCGAAAAAGUCUGUGAAGAUCAUUAUGUCUGUAAGCCAGACUCUUGUGGACCAUUGGCCAAGUGUAUGCCAGAUGGAGGCUGCAAUUGUGAGGAUGGUUAUGAAAUCCCCCGAAGCCACCUUCCUACUCCGGAUUCAUUUGGUUGUGUUGAUAUUGAUGAGUGCCAGAGGACUACAGGGAUUUGUGGUUCUAACUCAAAUUGUGAGAACACCGAUGGGUCAUAUAUAUGCACCUGUUUGACUGGUUUCAGUGUAACAGAUCCAACACUGCCACCUGGAACGUCCAAUGGAUGCACGGAUACUGAUGAAUGUCUUGCCAAUAUCUGCGGGCAAUAUGGGUCCUGCAUCAAUAACAUUGGAAGUUAUGUGUGCGACUGCAAUGAAGGCUUUCACAUUCAAUCUGAUGCAACCCCUGUUUGCCAAGAUAAUGAUGAGUGUCUAACCUCAUCUAUCUGUGGCCCUGAUUCUAUCUGCACAAACACACCUGGAGCUUAUACCUGUGGGUGUAGACCAGGUUACGCACCAACUGAUCAAUCCAAAGAACCCAGCAAGACCAACAUAUGUACUGAUAUUGAUGAGUGUGCUGACCAUGAGUUGAACAUCUGUGGAGCAAACUGUAACUGCACAAAUUCAAUCGGAUCUUACAACUGUACCUGCCUUCCUGGUUAUCGAGUGGACAAUCCACAUGUUAUAGCCAGCAUUGCUAACCCAUGCAAUGAUAUAGAUGAGUGCAGUGAAACCCCUGGACUGUGUGGUCACCAAACUGUGUGUACUAAUGCACCAGGCACCUUCUAUUGUUCCUGCCCUGAUGGAUUCUACCCAUCAACUGGUGUAAUUUGGAUGGCGGGCAUAACUUUUUGUAAAAGCCUUGAAGACAUUCUAGAUGAAAUCAAACCCCAUAAGGAUCAGACAAAAGAGAGAGCUUUCCUUGAUAACAUGGGUGAAGACCUGAAGAACAAUACAGGUGUCCUUUUACCGGAUGUGACAGUUGCAAACUGCUUUUCUUCAUCUAUGAUGGUUUCAGGUGUUGGAACACUUACCAGCACAAGCAAGGUGAGCAGUGAAGGAGACGGGGAGACUGGUAGUAUUAUUCUUGGCCUCUCAGAGCAGCUCGUUGUUGCAAUGACUCCGUCGACUGAGACGCAAAUAAAAAAGGAAGUACACACUUCAACAGUGGAUAUGAGUCUAGUGGCCAUUGGUUCAUUGAGCCAUGACAGCAAGAGUUCAUCCCUCUCUGCCAAGGAAUGUGAAAUGAAAAUCAACUUGGAGGAUCUAGCUAGGGCCAACAAUGGUUCUAUAUCAGCCGCCUUUCUGACGCUAAAUGGGAUGGAGAGCAUUCUCAGUCAUCAAUACUUCAAAACCAAGAAUGUGACAGAGAUGUACUCAGAUGUUUUAACUGCCAUAAUACCAGGAAUAAACACCACCAACCUCACAGAGCCUGUCAACUUUACAAUUCAACACAAGAAGGAAGUACCAGAAAAUGGAAUGGUCACUUGUGUGUACUGGGAAGCUGGAGAAGCCGAAGGUGGACAGAAUGGAGAGACAAUGCGUUGGUCAAAAGAGGGUUGCUGGGUUGCAUACUCUCAAAAAAACUACACUGUUUGUAGCUGCUCUCACCUUUCUACCUUUGCUCUCAUAAUGCAGAUUGGGGAGCCUGUGCCACAGAAUGACUUCUUAGAGUGGCUGAACCGGAUAUGUGUGAUUAUUGGACUUUUCUUUUUGGCUUUGGCCAUCCUUACCUUCCUUCUGUGCAGCUGGAAUCCCAAAAUUAACAAUACUGCCCGUCUCCACCUCUGCCUCAACCUGGCUUUUUCGCAACUCCUCCUGCUCUGGAAUGACAAAUACACUGAUAAUAAGCUGGCCUGCACUGUCAUGGCAGGGCUUCUCCACUUCUUUAUUGUUGCCAGUUUUGUGUGGAUGUUGCUGGAGGCACUACAGCUCCACCUGUUGGUUAGAAGGCUCUCCCAGGUGAAAGUCAUUCAAAGAGAUGGUCUCCCCAGGCCUCUUCUCUAUCUGAUUGGCUAUGGUGUUCCAUUUGUGAUUGUUGGUGUUUCUGCACUGAUCUAUUCUGAUGGAUAUGGACGUACUAAGGCUAAUGUAUGCUGGCUGUCAGAAGAACGAAACUUCAAAUGGGCUUUAACAGGGCCAGUGAUAGCGAUCCUUGCUCUUAAUUGCAUCCUGUUUGGUGCAACUUUAUGGAGUCUGCGGCCCACCUUGGCUAACAUAAAAAGUGAUAUCUCUCAGUCCAAAGAUACAAAGUUGAUUUUGUUCAAGAUAUUGGCCCAGUUUGUUAUACUUGGCUGUACCUGGAUUCUUGGCCUGUACCAGACAAACCUGUUCUUUCAGGUUGUUUUUAUAGUUCUGAACUCCCAGCAGGGUACUUUUCUCUACAUUGUCCACUGUGUCCUCAACAAAGAGAUUAGAGAUGAGUAUGUCAAAUGGCUGACCUGUUCGUUCAACAAGACCAGAGAAGGCGGCUCAGUGAAAAAUGUACCAUCAGUUUCCGAGGACUUGGACAUCCCUCAGACGUCAACAUCAGCUGAUGUUGAUAAAUAAGUGACGGGAAACAUGGAAGAAAUAGAAGAUUUAUCUACUUUUCUGCUAAUAACUUUUUACUUUCUUUUCAAAUAUUUCAAUUUGUACUGUGAAUUUACCUUGUAAGUUCUUUUGUCAUGAAAAAUUAGUGCAUUUUAUGUAAUACUUGUGCUUUUCGAUAUUUAGAAAGUAUUUUAAACUACUACUUGCUGAUUAAAUGUCCCAAGUUUUUCUCCCAAAUGUUCACCUUUAUUUUGAAAAGGUUAUGGCCAGAUAUAGGUGCACCCAAAUCAUACAUCAGAUUUUGGGUUGCACAACCAGUUAUUAGGGCUAGAGGACAAUAACUUUUUCACACAGGACCAGGAGGGUUUGGACAGCCUUUUUUCUUUAAUAAAUCUAGUUGUUAAGCAAACAUUUGCUUACUUAAGUUUUAGUUUUGCUUACUUAAAGUUGCUUAAUGACGAUUGAUCAACGAUUGACCAAUGAUUGAUUCAGUGGGUGGAGUCAACUAUUGUACAACUGGCUUGUAAUACAGUUUUACAGGAUUGCAAUAUACUCCUUUUAAUGCUAUUAAAGUGCUUGGUUGUGGAAUUUACAUACUGCUUAAUUUGACUCAAUAAAGUUACCUGAC
Messenger RNA from Oreochromis niloticus (Nile tilapia), 3284 nucleotides. Its product is annotated as adhesion G protein-coupled receptor E2. Lineage: Eukaryota; Metazoa; Chordata; Actinopteri; Cichliformes; Cichlidae. Gene Ontology annotation, cellular component: plasma membrane. The transcript has 21 exons. The coding region runs from base 185 to 2674 and encodes 829 amino acids. The record is from RefSeq and is a predicted model, not a curated record. Gene Ontology annotation, molecular function: G protein-coupled receptor activity; calcium ion binding. Gene Ontology annotation, biological process: adenylate cyclase-activating G protein-coupled receptor signaling pathway; cell surface receptor signaling pathway.